Messenger RNA from Polypterus senegalus (gray bichir), 2739 nucleotides. RefSeq names its product zinc finger protein 239-like. Gene Ontology annotation, cellular component: nucleus. Lineage: Eukaryota; Metazoa; Chordata; Cladistia; Polypteriformes; Polypteridae. Bases 309 to 1592 code for a protein of 427 amino acids. The record is from RefSeq and is a predicted model, not a curated record. The transcript is spliced from 2 exons.
UGAAUAACCCCAAGUGGGUGCGAAAUACAUGUAUCUGUACAUUCUGUAAAGAGGAUUAGUGGUGGUAUUCUGAAAUUCUAUUGGACAGUUUACGGAGGGGCGUUUCUCUUAUUACGCACAUAUACUUGGUUUCAUUGGAUUGAUUCUUGUGAUUCACCAACACGAACUGCUCGUCAGGAGACGUCACAGAAGGGGCUAAGAAAAAGAAAUGAAAAGGAACUUGUGAUCUCAGUGCGCCCAUGAGCAGCUUGGACUGAACGGAGAAUCGGAAUAUUACCGGAAUCUAAUAGCACUCUGAUAAAGUUGCCAUGGAAAGAGUAUCGUCUGCCGGUGCCUUUCCGGAGCAAUUCGCAUCAUUCAGGGCAGCUUUGGAGGCUGCCUUAUGCGAGUUUAUCCGCUCUGUGGAUGAGCGUUUCAUUGAGUUCCAGCUAGCCAAAGAGAAGGAGAUUGAAAUCUUGAAGCUGGAGUUGGAAACAUGCCGGCGCAAACUAUACCAGGCGGACGGGGAUGACCUUUCCCGACCCCCUAAAGACAGGAGAACAACAGAAGCAGCAACAACAGAUCGUCUCGGAGUCCAGCAGUGCACACUGAACGGUCAAUCAACCGAAUACAACGAACAGAUGGACCGACGGGGGCUCUCUAUCAGGAGUGCUGAGCACAAUGUCCCAGAAUCAAGAAACGCGAGCUUACGGAGUCGAAGAAACAUUCAAGGUCUGCCUGAAAAAUCAAUAGAGGAUGUGGUGCCCUCUGGUGGACCCUUGGAGAUGGAUUGUGUGACUGAAACAAUGGAGAUGGGUUCUUUGCGAUCUGCAGCUGGCACUUCAGAGUACAGUUGUCAAGAUGAUGAUGAGGAAAUUGUUUGUGGGAUUCUGGAGAACAACAUGGAACAGGUGCCGGUCAAUAUUAAGAAUGAAGAAGGGUUCAUUGCCAUUAAAGAGGAGGCUUGUGAGGCAGAGCCCAUUGUGUCAUAUGCAGUCAUUCUAUCAAAUUCUAACAACAAAGCCCAUCUGGAUGCCCUACAGAGAAGUAUGCCCUCAAUGGAGCAUGUGCAUGGGUGUGCAGGUGAUAUAGUGGAUAAACCAUAUCAAUGUACACAAUGUGAAAAGGCCUUCAGCGUUUCCUCAAACCUCAUUUUACACCUGCGUACCCACACGCAAGAAAAACCGUACCGCUGUGACGAGUGUGGAAAGACGUUCAGUCAAAGCGCACACUUUGCUGUCCACCAGAGGAUUCACACAGGGCACCGUCCAUACCGAUGCAGUGAAUGUGGGAAGACGUUUGCUCUCGACUCCAUCCUUAAGAAACACAUGAGGAUCCAUACGGGCGAUAAACCGUACCGUUGUCUGGAAUGUGGAAAGACGUUCAAUCAAAGCACACACCUGAGCUUACACAUGCGCAUUCACACCGGAGACAAGCCCUACCAGUGCCUUGAAUGUGGCAAGAUGUUCAGCCGGAAUUCAAACCUCAAGGAUCACCAGAGGGUUCAUACUGGGGAAAAGCGCUAUACGUGUACAGAAUGUAAUCAAGUGUUCACAUGGCUGGGUCAGCUUAAAAAACACAUGAAUAUUCAUGAAAGUGAAAAGCCAUACUGAAGAAUCGACUGUGCAGUUGGAGAGCUCUAAAACACAUUUGAGAAUUUAGAAGGGAAGUGAAAACUGCUACAUUAAGACAUUGGUAUCCACAGCAGCAAAGACUUGUAUGCAGAGCAAUCGAAAAGCAGAUUAUUUUAUGUUUCAUUCCCAGUAUUGUCUUUGAAAAUUUAAUUAUCAAGUAAAGGCAAUUUAAGCAUAAAGGCAACACUACAGUUUGGAGUCAGCUUCAAUGGCGAUCAUACUUACUCUACUGUUACAUAUCUUGCCUUAAGGUUAGUGACCUUGACUACUACACUGGUACAUAUCUUAAGAUUAACGAUCUUACCUACUACACCAUUAUGUAUGUUACCUUAUGGGUGGUAAUCAUACCUACUACAGUAUUACGUGUCUUACCUUAAGGUUAGUGAUCGUACCUACUACACUGGUAGAUAUCUUGCCUUAAGAGUAGGGAUCUUACUACACUAUUAUGUAUGUAACUUUAUGGUCAAUCUGUACUUUAGAGUCAACUACUGAUCAUACCAGGCAUACUUUCCAGUUCCAUCAGUAUUUAACAAUGAUGGUGGUGUUUGACUUUUUGGAAGGGGCUAAACCAAGUCACCUUAAUUUCUCAAAGACUAGUAAAAUAUACACAGUAUAAAAGAGUGGCUGAAGUGGCAGACCAAAUGUACUUAAAGUGGAUGAUUCAUGCAGUCUUACUGCUUCAGUAUUAUUUGUUUAUGCUCUAGGAGCACUUGGACACAUUGCCUGAUGUUGUUGGUCUUUCAUCGUUAGAUAAACCCAGCUGAGGUGCAUCAUUGCCCUGCCUGUGUCCAAGUCGCAUUACCAGUCCACGGCUCGCUCGUCCUGAUUUUUAUCCAUCUAGGGAGCCUCCCCAGUGGUUCAAAUAGCCUUUCUCAGAUGUGUACCUCGGAUUGUCAAUUGUGAGCCACCAUCUGACCUCUUCAGUACUGAAAAAUAUUUGGUUAAUAUGUAUCGUUUUCUUACAGCUGUAUAAGAAGUAUUUGAAAAGGAAGAACUUGUUGAAAAAUAUGUUUUCUUCUUCAAUGGAUGAUCUAAAUUUUUUGCUUCACACUUGUUCAUUAAGAUGUAUUUUUAUUUGGAAUGUUAGUCCAUUAAAUACCUGAAUGAAAUAAAAUGUAUCACACAU